Peniophora sp. CBMAI 1063 is the source of this 1707-nucleotide messenger RNA. The record is from the annotation of a GenBank genome assembly. NCBI's taxonomy places the organism in Eukaryota, Fungi, Basidiomycota, Agaricomycetes, Russulales, Peniophoraceae.
AUGGACAACCUGAUAGCGAAAGCGAGCACAUCUGUGCCGCGCUCUAUGCGUGGCCCCGCACCUUCUGGCGCCAAAAAGCACACGCAUAUCACGAAUAAAAAGUUACGCGCCACCCUCGACAGGCAAUCUGCGCAGUCUGCGCGCGCGAAACAGCUUGCGGCUGACGCUGCGCUACUUGCGUCCAACGACGCCGGAACAUUAGAAGUUGAAGGAGAGCUGGAGAGAACAUGGCGCGUGAGCCAGGACGAGAUUGCGAAGGCUGUGGGUGCGGAGGCGGCGAAGGGGAGGAGGGAGUUGAAUCUCGACGGCGGGCCGUAUAGAGUGCGGUAUACGAGGAACGGGAGGCACAUGGCGGUAGUGGGACACAAAGGACAUGUCGCGACCUUUGAUUGGCAGACGGGCUCUAUGCAUAGCGAGUUGCAGCUCGGCGAGACGUGCAGGGACAUCACGUUUUUGCAGGACCAUAUGAUGUACGCCGUAGCGCAGAAGAAAUGCGUGUUCAUCUACGACCGCGAUGGUGUCGAGCUUCACCGUUUGAAAUCGCAUGUCGAGCCUACGCGUCUCGAGUUCCUCCCCUUUCACUGGCUCCUCGCAUCCGUCGGCCUGACCGGUUAUUUGAAAUACCAAGACACAUCUACGGGUCAGAUCGUCGCCGAACACCGCACGAAGCUCGGUCCAUGUAGCGUACUCACGCAAAAUAAGCACAACGCGGUACUCCACGCCGGCCAUGCGAACGGGCAGGUUACGCUCUGGACGCCGAAUAUGCCCGAGCCGGCUGUACGACUCCUGUCGCAUCUGGGUCCCGUGCAGAGUAUUGCGGUUGAUUCUAGCUCCGCGGGGAGGUACAUGGCGACUUCAGGCGCAGACGGGCGCGUCAAAGUCUGGGAUUGUAGGAAUUGGAAGGGCGCAGUACGCGAAUGGAGCGCGCGUGGUGGACCGGCGGAGCUCGACUGGUCGCAGAAAGGAAUGUUGGCCGUUGCGAGCGGCGGCACGGUCAACGUACACCAUCGACCCGCGAUCGUGCAGCCCUUUACGCCACACGUCGCGCCGCCUUUGUACCUCACGCAUCCCGUCCCGCACCGGCCGCUGCAAGGGCUGAGAUUCUGCCCGUUCAGUGAUGUGUUGAGUGUUGGGCAUGGGAAGGGCAUCAGCUCGAUCUUGGUGCCUGGGGCUGGGGAGCCGAACUUUGAUUCGUUGGAGGCGGAUCCGUUCGAGAAUAAGAAGGCGAGGAGGGAGAGGGAGGUGCGCGGGUUGUUGGACAAGAUACAACCAGACGCAAUCGCGCUCGACCCAGAGUUCAUCGGCGGUCUCGCAUCUCAACCCCGUGUCGAAGCCGAUACGCCCUUCGCGCGUCUUCCUCGCCUCGCCCGGCUCGAAGUGGGCGGUAAAGCCGAUACGACCGAGGUGCACUCCGACUCGGACGCGGAUAUGGACGGUGCUGAUGGCGAGGAGGGUGCAGGUAGCAAGCUGACGAAGGAGGAGAGGGCGAAGAGGAAAGAGGAGAAAGAGAAGAAGCGGAUGCGGGGUCGGAAUAAGGCGACGAAGAGGUUCUUGCGGAAGCAGAGGAAGAAUGUUAUAGAUCCUAAGGCCGUCGCGAUUCGCGAGAAGCUGGCGAAGGAGCGCGAAGCGAGGCAGAGGGCUCGAGGAGAGACCACUCUGGCGAAGUAUGCGCCAAGUGUUCUUGAUAGAUUCAAGAGGCCAUUGUAA